CCGUCACCUCAAAGAGCUGAGUCGGUUGUGCCAUCUGUUUUUUUUUUUGCGCAUUUUUUCCCAUUCUCGAUCGCAUUACUUGCACUUGCUUACCAUUGACUAGAACAUGGAUUCGCCAGCUGACGAAAAGACUGCUAGCCCACAGGAACAACAUCAGACGCCGCAGGCAGGCCAUGAUAUUCCUGACGAUAAAAAAGUGGAAAAACGACCGCGAUCCGACGACGAUGCAGCGGCAGACAUGCAUGCGGCUGAAAAGCAGCAAAAACCAUCCAACGAUGCAUCACAUCCAUCGGCUCCAGCACCGCCCAAAACGGAAUCGAGGAAACCGCAAUACGAAUUGAAAUAUUCUCUUGUAGGCCAUCGCAUGUCAGUAUCAAGCGUCAAGUUUUCACCCGACGGCAAAUGGCUGGCAAGUUGCUCGGCUGACAAGACAAUUAAAAUUUGGCACGCGCUGGACGGUAAAUACGAAGCGACACUGGAAGGGCAUUCACAAGGUAUUUCCGAUGUCGCGUGGGCAUCGGAUUCGCAGAGUUUAUGCUCUGCAUCGGAUGACAAGACGAUUCGCAUAUGGAGCUUAAGCACCAGAGAAACCGUCAAAAUCUUGAGAGGUCAUUCCAAUUAUGUGUUCUGCGUGAAUUACAACCCGCAGUCCAAUCUAAUUGUCUCUGGUUCCUUUGAUGAAAGUAUCAAAAUCUGGGAUGUCAAAAAAGGAAAAUGCAUGAAGACCCUGCCAGCACAUUCAGAUCCAGUAUCAGCUGUCCAUUUCAACCGAGACGGAACAAUGAUCGUUUCUUGUAGUCAUGACGGUUUGAUUCGUAUCUGGGAUACUGCAAGUGGGCAAUGUUUGAAAACAUUGGUUGACGAUGAUAAUCCACCUGUUUCUUUUGUCAAAUUCUCGCCCAACGGCAAAUACAUUCUCGCAUCCACACUCGACAACACCCUUCGACUGUGGAAUUAUCAUACUGGCAAAUGUUUAAAAACGUAUCGAGGUCAUGAGAACAACAAGUAUUGUAUUUUUGCAAGCUUUAGUGUCACCGGUGGCAAAUGGAUUGUCAGUGGCAGCGAAGAUCAUUGCAUCUAUAUUUGGAAUCUGCAAACCAAGGAAAUUGUGCAGAAACUCGAAGGCCAUUCUGAUGUUGUACUUUGCAUAGCUUGUCAUCCUACCAUGAAUAUUAUUGCUUCCGGUUCCAUCGACAAGGACAAAUCCGUGAAACUGUGGUUUGACAAAUCACAACCGGCAGCAUAAUAGGGCUUUGUUGGUUUUUUUUUUUCCUUUGUGUUCCUCUUUUUUUUUUGGUUUUCUACAUACUACAUCUUUGAAUCCUUUUGUCACAUCAUAUUGCUCCUUAUUUGUCUGUUUUUUACGUUUUUUCUUAUGAAUAGACAAAUCAACGAGUCGUCUACCUCUACUCUCAAAUAAACCGUAAAAAAAAAGAAUAAACUACAAUAACGAAA
Radiomyces spectabilis is the source of this 1455-nucleotide messenger RNA. Its product is annotated as protein will die slowly. The record is from RefSeq and is a predicted model, not a curated record. The transcript has 8 exons. NCBI's taxonomy places the organism in Eukaryota, Fungi, Mucoromycota, Mucoromycetes, Mucorales, Radiomycetaceae. The coding region runs from base 107 to 1246 and encodes 379 amino acids. Gene Ontology annotation, cellular component: Set1C/COMPASS complex. Gene Ontology annotation, molecular function: histone binding.